Molecule: messenger RNA, 478 nt
Organism: Solanum tuberosum (potato)
Lineage: Eukaryota; Viridiplantae; Streptophyta; Magnoliopsida; Solanales; Solanaceae
Exons: 3
Coding region: 1-369 (122 amino acids)
Biological process (GO): mitochondrion organization
Cellular component (GO): nucleus; mitochondrion
Source: RefSeq, a predicted model, not a curated record
AUGUCGUUGUUAUUGUAUGACUUGGAAUUUUGGUUCCCAUAUAUUGCAGCUGCUCCUGCUCCUCCUCCAGCACCUGUACAGAGUCAACCUCAACCCGCAGCAGGAGGUCUUGGUUCCUCAUUUACCGAUGGAAUUGCCUUUGGUAGUGGAAAUGCAGUUGGCCAUAGGGUAACAGAUGCCGUGUUAGGCCCUCGGGUUUUUAAACAUGAGGUUCAGGUGGCUGAUCCUGCCCCCUCAGCUGCUUCAUGUGCUGCCUCAAUGACAGCUUUCCAAGAGUGUCUCAAUGUCAACGGAGGCGACCUAAGCAAAUGUCAGUUUUACAUGAAUAUGGUUUGUGAGUGUCGCAGAAGUUCUACCACACUGGCUUGAUUUCUUAGACCUUGAAGACCAGCUUAAUAAUAUUAUGAUGACGACUAGUUUUGUUGGAUAGAGUUUUGGCUCUUUCUUUUUAAGUUAAUCACUACGUUGUCAUUUAGGG